GACAUCAAUGAAGGCGACGGGCGAGGCGUGAAACGUUGAGAAGCCCUCUGCAGGAGCUAAGGUAAGUCUUCCGCAGGCUGGCGAAGUUCCAGUAAAUAAACAUGUUUACUUCCGUGAGCCUGGAUUUCCCACUGAUGUAUGGUUUACGUACAACUCACACGCAUCAUGAAUCAUCCAUUCAACACGUGCAUCGUGCUCGCGCGCCGCGAUUCCCGUUGAUGAAUCGGUGAAUUGUUGCGGGUCGCGCCAAUGCCAUCGCCGCUUCGUGAGUCCUGUUAUUUUGACCACUUUUCUCUGUGACCCCUCCCCCGCCCCGCCACAGAUUCUCACCCGGCCAUGGCCACAAACGCCUCCUCAGACCUCUCCUUGUUCACGCCCGACCUCAUCCUCAUGGUGACCCCAUUCCGAGAGCCACCCAGCGUGAAGUUUGCGGUGUUCUUCUUCACCCUGGCCAUGUUCACCGCGGCCAUCGUGGGCAACUGCCUCCUGAGCCUCGUCAUCCUUCGAGAUCAUCAGCUGCACAAGGCAAUGUACGUGCUCAUGGCCGCGCUGUCGCUCACCGACAUCAUCUCGGCGCUCAGCAUCCUGCCCCGGUUCAUGCAGAACGUCGCGUCCUUCAACUACAUCAGCCUGCGCGAGUGCAUGGCACAGAUGUUCUUCCUGCACCUGGCCAUCAGAAUGCAGAGCUUCACCCUCACCAUCAUGUCCUUCGACCGCUACCUGGCCAUUGGCUACCCACUCAGUUACCACUCGCUCAUGUCCAGCCGCAAGGCCGUUGGGACCUUCGUCGUUGCAACAGCCGCGGCGGUCGCCACGUGCCUGGGCAACGUCGGCUUCGUGAUCCCCCUGAACUUGUGCAAGCCGCCGGUGAUCGUCGCUCCGUACUGCGACUACCUCGUGGUGCUCUUCCUGUCUUGCGGGGAUUUAAGCGGUCCCAGGGCCUAUAUUCAAGCAGCGCUGGCCAUCACCAUGGUGCUUCCCGCGUGCGCGAUAGUCCUCACGUACGCCCUCAUCCUCUACGAGUGCCGCAAGCCAGGCCUCCGCAGCGGCCAGAGGAAAGCGCUCAAGACUUGCGGCACCCACUUCUUGGUGGUCUCCGUCUUCUUCGCCGCCAUCUUCUUCUCGUUCGCCAGCGGAUUCUCGUUCCUGGAGUCCCUCCCCAGGCCGCUGCGCUACGCACUCCAGACGGCGCAGUACGUGUUCCCGCCCGCGCUGAACCCGGUCAUCUACGGCCUCCGGACGGCGGAAAUCCGGCGCAGUUUCUCCAGGCGGUUCCGUGGGAAGGUGGUGGAUGGAAAGGCGGAGAGAUUGGGAGGCGUGGUGCACUGAGCAAUUUAGAAACAUUGGCUAUCCAUUAUUUCAACAGCAGCAAAUGGUUCAGCACAAGAAUAAAACUGUGUACUGGUUAAAAAAUAAAGUGUCUCAUCAGCCGCUUCAUGCUCACUUGAGCCAAUGCAAAACCCAGAUGGCUCUCGUAGGGAUACUAGGGUUGUCAAUUCUUAGAUAUGAAAACUGGGAUUUAUAAUGAAGAGCAGAACAUCCAACAUUACCACAAGAGUAAAAUUUCACGAAAAAUAUUUAGAUAAAUACGUUGUUCUGAGUGGCUUAUUAUCAUUUAACUUUUUCCGGAAAAGUAAAACUUUUACGGGAAAAGUAAAAUGCCCAUAAAAGCAGCAACUAUCCGUGCCUUCAUCAGAACUUGCAUUGCCUGCCCCUAGUAUCUCAUCCACCAGAGCUGGCCAGACCUGCAAAACCGAGUGUCUCUACCACUGGAGCAAGCCAGGCCUGCCUCUAGCAUCUCUACCACUAGAGCCUGCCAGACCUGCCUCUAGCAUCUACCAAUGGAAGCCUGCCAGGCCUGGCCUCUAGCAGGGGCCUUUGAAGUGCUCACAUACCGUCCUUCUCUGUCAGCCACGCUAACGGCAAAAAAUACUUUUGGAGCUCAGGCUCUUUCGGUCCUUGGCCUUCAGUUUGGGAAGAUUCUGCCUGGAGAACUGUGCCUCACCGCUGAGGUUUCUUGAUAAAGAAACUAUAUACCUACAUAUUUCCUACAAUAUAUUAACUAGAGAUGUAUUUUUUCUUUCGUUUCUUCAUUCUGUACAGCGCUCUCAAGCCCUUUGUUAUUCUGCGCCUUAAAAAAAGUUAAAAUAACAAAUAAUAAUCGAUGUGGGUGUGAAUCCAGGCAGCCGCCUUUGAUUAAGCCAGGUUCUUAAAAUGCAGUGAUGCGAUGGUUUUCUUGUAAAUCCUGCAUAUGCUGUUGGUGUAUUGCGGUGGUAUGAAGUGUCCGUGCGAAUCUCCGUAGGGCAGCGCCAACUUUUCUUGGAGUACAAAACGGACCACGUGGGCAAUUGUCAUGGACCCACCCCUGAGAUCUCUUCUAAUGUCGUCCGCUAAAAACGUGGAGCCGGAGGCGAUGUGAACGACGUGCAGAGCCACUGGCGACCGACAGGGGCUGAGACCGGCAGAAUUUACUACACUUGAGAACCCGCUUUGACCACGUGCUUGUUGGAUACCGCAUCUGUGCUGUGCUUGUUUGCGGUGGAUGUAACGUUUUAGUCGUAUAUCGCAUGGUGAAUGCUCUCUUUGCUUGGUCGCUGUUUUAUUUUAUUGGUUUUACCUUUGCCGGUUCGGUGAUGCAUGUCACUUUUGCAAAUGAGACUCCUAUACCCUGUCGUUUCUUCUCACCAUUGACCCAUUCACCCAUCAACUCACCUACUCAUUCACUCGCUCAUUCACUCACUUUUCUGAAUGAGACCGCACUGUCCUGGUCUCUUGAAUUCCCAACCUGGUUACACAGAAUCACAUUGAACUUGCUCACUCACUCAUCAUCUCACCCUCACCAUUUACCCACUCACCCACCAACUCCCCUACUCGUUCAUUAACUCGUUUGCUCAUUCACUCGCUCAUUCAUUCACUCUUCCGAAUGUGACUCCAUUGUCCUGGUCGCUUGAAUUCCCAGCUGGUUAACCAGAAUCACAUUGAACUUGCCCACUCUAUCAUCUCACCAUCACCAUUUACCCACUCACCCACCAACUCCCCUACUCGUUCAUUAACUCGCUCGCUCAUUCACUCGUCCACUCACUCGUUUCACCCUCUCUCCCGAAUGAGACUCAACUGUCUUGGUCUGUAGAGUUCUCACCCUAGUCAUACAGAAUCACAUUGAACUUGCCCACUAUCAUUAUCUCACCCUCACUAUUUACCCACUCACCCACCAACUCCCCUACUCGUUCAUUAACUCGCUCGCUCAUUCACUUAUCACCCUAGUCAUACAGCCAUCGCCCCCUGCUACUGGCAGUCUGAUGCCCCUCCAGGUCCCGAUUGUGAAAGGGACUCAAACUUAUCCAAGCAAGUACACUGACAACCUCGUUCCUUUUGCAUUUGAAUUAUUGUCAAAUCGAAUCAAUGCUACAUGUCGCUGUUGAUGUAUUGCAUUAUUGUCCUAUUGCAUCUGUGUUAUCUUAAAUCAUUGUUACAUUUUGUAAGGGGCUCAAAGAUAGGCGCACACAACUUCUUGGGAGGCAACACUAUUUAUUAACUCAACGUACACUUAGCAUAGGUUGGUGACCACCGACAUAUUCUAACUAACACACACCAUCUCUCACUAACACGGACUCUCGGAUACCACUGGCGUGACCCAGCCAGGGGGGCUAUUGGCUGGGUCACGCUGACUGGAGGCUUGACUCUUCACGAGGCGUCUUCACGAUGCAUCUUCAUUCUUGACACGGACAGCCUCGAGCCCGACGAGGAUGCUGCUUAUAUGGGCCUCGGCGUGUCCGGGCCCCACCCCGGCCGCUCCUUCCUUCGAGAACCCUCUCGAAGCUGCUCGGCUGUCCGCGUGGCCCCCCAAGGUGCCCCCCGGGCCCCCGGCCCCCACUUUGAUCCGGUCACGUGUCCAGCCGGGUUCACGGCCUCACGCAGCCCCCGUGGCCCUCACCCACGGCCUCCAGAUCCCCUGAACCGGCCCUGACGUCAUCCCCGCCUUCAGACGACAUGACGUCAUGUGCGUUUGUGUAGACCCGCGUGGUAGUGAUGCUCCCUCGCAUAGUGACGUCACACGUGUGCGCGUGUGUGUGUGUACACGAUUGUGACGUUACAAGUCACUACACAUUGAAUCGUUGGCAAAUGUUCAUAUUGUUAUUGGUAUUGUGUUUAGCGCACUGCACUCUGAAUAUGGCGAUCUGAGUUCGAUAUCCAGCCGUGGCUUACAUCAGUGGCUGCUGAUAUUAGGUUCAGCAGCGCCGCCAGUCGAUUGGGUACGGUAUGACACGUGGCGUGUCCCGAAAAAGAAAAAAAAACACGCAUUGUGACGUCAUUCAUUUGAAAGAAACGAUUCCACGUUUUCAACACGCGAUCGCUUACGCAGCUUGACUGUAUAUUUAACGAAAGAGCUGUCCAAUGUGUCCACUGGCAGUGGUGGGCACAAGUUGGCAGCGAAUCGCGCUGUGAGCCUGGCCACGUGGGUUCGAGUCUCGGCGCAACUGAGCUGAGGCAGCACGGAGCCCUCGCGGUUACGGGUGGUUUUCCACUGGCCCAUGGUCGAACCGAGCCGGAACCAAACCGUGCUGCACGGUGAAGACACAGUGUCACACCCCAGGUCAUCUGCAUACGUCUCGUUGCGCGUGUGUGUGUGUGUGCACUGCGUAAAACGACUUUAAUCACAGUCGGGUAUGCAACAAUAUACGUUCCUGUAAUGUCGGUGGGAGUUUCAGUAAAACAAAAACAAACAUUCAAAGUGGCUUUACU
Petromyzon marinus (sea lamprey) is the source of this 4743-nucleotide messenger RNA. Its product is annotated as olfactory receptor 2M3-like. Lineage: Eukaryota; Metazoa; Chordata; Hyperoartia; Petromyzontiformes; Petromyzontidae. Gene Ontology annotation, cellular component: membrane. Gene Ontology annotation, biological process: G protein-coupled receptor signaling pathway; detection of chemical stimulus involved in sensory perception of smell. Gene Ontology annotation, molecular function: odorant binding; olfactory receptor activity; G protein-coupled receptor activity. The record is from RefSeq and is a predicted model, not a curated record.